GUUGCAUAAAAGGGCUAAAAAAAAUAGGCUCAAAUGUUGUUACACAAAUAUACACAAUCUGGACUAAAGUAGAAAUCAGUAGUAAAGGUGGGAAAUAAUUAAAAUCACACAAAAGGAGGUAUAAAGACAAUUUACUCUGUUAGCUCCUGGAUUUGUAAUACCUACUUUUGGUGAUGUAGUCGUAUACUUCUUCUAUAAAAACUACGGUGGCCGAGAGGUGCAAACCAAAUUUACAAAAUGUAAAACACUUUUACAAAGUUUAAGACAAAUUUACAGUUUGGAAAACAUUUUUACAUAUCACAAAACAAAAUUACAAGUUCUGAAACAAAUUUACAUUUCAGAAAACAAUUUAACAAGACGCAAAACACUUUUACAAUCUCCGACACAAAUUUACAAGUGGGGAAACACUUGUGCAAGUUCCGAAACAAAUUAACAAAUGAAAAUCAACCGGAAAGGGAAUGUCCCAACUCCGGGGUUGAACCGUAAGUGAUAGCGAAGACCGGCCAAUACGAGUUAUUGUUGUUGUUGAAGUUGAUGGAGUUUAUCGUGACCCAAGAUGGACAGCGAGCGGGUGAUGUUCUGCCCAUUUUGUGGGGAGCACAUGAGCCGCUUAACGCGGUUUUGUUUUUCGUGUGGUCGGUCUUUGGAGUUUUUAAGUGGGGCAGGCCAGACCGACAGACCAGAUAUGCUGCAGCAGUGUGUAAGAUAUUUUAAUGAGGGACACUCGUACGCUGUAAUCGUGGAUCUGAUGUCAUGUUUACACGGUGUUCACAUCAGCUUGAGGUCUCUGAAAAGCAAACUGAAUGAAGCCGGUUUAUAUCGCAGAAAGGAUUACUCCAAUACAAACGCCAUAAUAAGGGCCAUCCGACUGGAACUUCGUGGACCUGGACAGCUGUUUGGCUACCGCAUGAUGUGGCAGGUACUUAAACAAAAAUACAAUCUGCGAGUGAAGAGGGAUCAAGUGAUGAAUUUGCUCCGGGAAUUACAUCCUCGAGGUUGUGAGAGGAGAGCACGCAGAAGGUUUGUCAGAAGAACCUACCACUCCAUGGGACCGAACUACAUGUGGCACGCGGAUGGUUAUGAUAAACUUAAGCCAUUCGGUUUGGCUAUUUCAGGCUGUAUCGACGGAUUUUCACGUAAAGUAAUGUGGCUUGCAUGCGGACCGACAAAUAAUGACCCAAGUGUGAUCGCUCACCACUUUCUGUCAUGUGUGCCAAACCUUGGUGUCACUCCCAUGAGACUGAGGACUGAUUGCGGCACGGAGAACGGGACCAUGGCCGCAAUUCAGUGCACCCUACGCCACCACCACAGUGACUACUUCUCUGGAGCAUCCAGCCACAUGUAUGGCUCAUCCACAAACAACCAGAGGAUUGAGUCCUGGUGGUCCAUCUUCAGAAAGGGAAGGUCUCAGUUCUGGAUGGAGCUAUUUGCAGACCUAAGAGAUGCUGGAUACUUCAAUGGGAGUCGUGAGCACCAGUGUCUACUGAGAUAUUGCUUUGGUGAUGUUAUCCAGAAGGACUUGGAUGAGUGUGUGAGAUUGUGGAACAGUCACAGGAUUCGCCCCUCAAGAACAGCAUCAUGUCCAGGAGGUGUGCCCAAUGAGCUCUACUACUUACCACACAGGUUUGGCUCCAGAGACUGUGGAUUUAAAAUUGAACAAGCUGAACUGGAUGCCUUUCCCGAGACUCACCUGACAAGAGCUCCAUGUGGGGACGCCAGCAUGCAGGAGUAUUUGGACUUGGCCAUGGAGAACGGUUAUUUACAGAAGCCAGAGUAUUGGCAGUCUGCAACUGAACUGUAUCUAAGACUGAAAGAAAUUGCUGAGCUAUGAAUGGAAGAGACAUUUAUUGUA
Acanthochromis polyacanthus (spiny chromis) is the source of this 1852-nucleotide messenger RNA. RefSeq lists its product as uncharacterized. The record is from RefSeq and is a predicted model, not a curated record. Bases 557 to 1831 code for a protein of 424 amino acids. The transcript has 3 exons. Lineage: Eukaryota; Metazoa; Chordata; Actinopteri; Pomacentridae.